GCGGCGGAGGAGGAGGAUGGCGGCGGUGCUGAGCUCGGACCGGCUCGAGGUCUCGGUGGACGGGCUGACGCUGAGCCCCAACGCCGAGAUGCCGCCCUGCGAAGCGCGGCCGGCGCUGGGCGAGCCGGCGGCGGGGCGGGGCCGAGCGGGCCCCGGCUCCCCGGGCGCGGCGGAGGCCGGCGGCGAGGCGGCGGAGGAGGCGGCGCUGAGCCUGGAGCGGCGCUGGGGCUUCGCGCUGGAGGAGCUCUACGGGCUGGCGCUGCGCUUCUUCAAAGAAAAAGAUGGCAAAGCCUUUCAUCCAACAUAUGAAGAAAAGCUCAAACUUGUGGCACUGCACAAGCAGGUUCUGCUGGGACCUUACAACCCUGACACUUGCCCUGAAGUUGGAUUCUUUGAUGUGCUGGGGAAUGAUAGAAGGAAGGAAUGGGCUGCCCUUGGAAACAUGUCAAAGCAAAAAGCUAUGACAGAGUUUGUCAAGCUCCUACACAGGUGCUGCCACUUGUUCUCAACGUAUGUCACUUCCCACAAGAUAGAGAAAGAAGAGCAAGAAAAGAAAAGGAGAGAAGAGGAAGAGCGGAGGCGGCGUGAGGAGGAGGAGCGGGAGCGGUUACAAAAGGAGGAAGAAAAACGGAGGCGAGAAGAGGAGGAGAGACUGAGGAGGGAGGAGGAGGAGAGGAGGAGGAUAGAGGAGGAACGACUUCGGAUGGAACAGCAGAAGCAGCAGAUCAUGGCAGCGCUGAACUCGCAGACGGCCGUGCAGUUCCAGCAGUACGCGGCGCAGCAGUACCCCGGCAACUACGAGCAGCAGCAGCUCCUCAUCCGCCAGCUGCAGGAGCAGCACUACCAGCAGUACAUGCAGCAGCUCUACCAGGUGCAGCUGGCACAGCAGCAGGCAGCCUUACAGAAGCAGCAGGAUGCAGUGGUGGCAGCAACAGGGACACCCCUGACUACUGCAUCAAAGGUGAACAGCCCUGCCCCAGGGGACACCCCAUCCAUUAAUGGGCAGGCCAGUGCACAUGCAGACAGCCCUGAGAAAGAGCUGGAUCCAGAGGUUUUGGAAGAAGCACUGGAGAAUGGACCAAAAGAUUCUGUCCCAGUGAUUGCUGCCCCAUCCAUGUGGACACGACCCCAGAUCAAAGACUUCAAGGAAAAAAUCCGUCAGGAUGCAGACUCUGUGAUCACAGUGGGCCGAGGAGAAGUGGUCACAGUCAGAGUCCCAACUCAUGAAGAGGGGUCCUACCUCUUUUGGGAGUUUGCUACAGACAAUUAUGACAUUGGUUUUGGGGUGUAUUUUGAAUGGACAGACUCCCCUAAUACUGCAGUCAGUGUGCAUGUCAGCGAGUCCAGUGAUGAUGAGGAGGAAGAGGAAGAAAAUACUAGCAGUGAAGAAAAAGCCAAAAAGAAUGCCAACAAGCCUCAGCUAGAUGAAAUAGUGCCUGUGUACAGACGAGACUGUCACGAAGAAGUGUAUGCUGGCAGCCACCAGUACCCAGGGAGAGGAGUUUAUCUUCUUAAAUUUGACAACUCCUACUCUCUAUGGAGGUCAAAAACAGUUUACUACAGAGUUUAUUAUACUAGAUAAAGGUGUGGCUGUGUCUGAGGCUGGGCUGUGCAGAAGAUGUCAUUUUAUCUGGAAUUUUCUUCAAGCAUAAUGGAUCCUUUUGAGUCUGUGUUUCAUCCUGUCUGUAUCUGUAUGGUUUGUGUGAACUUUUAACAAGUAGACACUGGGAUCUUCCUGCUCCAUGACACUAAUGCAUAUUGCAUUGGGCUUAACACAGGAUCUCCCUAACCUUUUUGGGGAUUGGAGUCAUUGGCUCCAGUGCUGAGGUCACAUCCAUUGCACUUGUUAAAGCCUCAUGAAAAAGGGGGAGGGAGUUGCUGGCUCACUGGCUGGGGGAUCUGAUGUUUCCAGGUCUGGAUGCCUUGAAUAACUCGUUGAUGGUUAAUUUAAAGGUCCCAUCAGUAACUGGUAGAUUUGGAUGCAGUUUGCUGUGUAGCAAGUUUCUCUUAACUGUAAUUGAAUGUCAGAUUUUUUACACCAUUAAAACUUGAAACUUUAAGUUUA
Messenger RNA from Serinus canaria (Common canary), 2065 nucleotides. RefSeq names its product acyl-CoA binding domain containing 3 (gene ACBD3). The transcript is spliced from 8 exons. The record is from RefSeq and is a predicted model, not a curated record. Lineage: Eukaryota; Metazoa; Chordata; Aves; Passeriformes; Fringillidae. Gene Ontology annotation, molecular function: fatty-acyl-CoA binding. Gene Ontology annotation, cellular component: Golgi membrane. The coding region runs from base 17 to 1582 and encodes 521 amino acids.